This is a messenger RNA of Suillus subaureus, 936 nucleotides long. RefSeq lists its product as uncharacterized. The transcript is spliced from 3 exons. NCBI's taxonomy places the organism in Eukaryota, Fungi, Basidiomycota, Agaricomycetes, Boletales, Suillaceae. Gene Ontology annotation, cellular component: U1 snRNP. Gene Ontology annotation, biological process: mRNA splicing, via spliceosome. Gene Ontology annotation, molecular function: U1 snRNA binding. Bases 106 to 936 code for a protein of 276 amino acids. The record is from RefSeq and is a predicted model, not a curated record.
AAAUCGCGCUGCCUCGCUCAUCAACCUGUGAGAAUGUAAUACCUUUCUAGGAUAACAACUAUCGUCCUCCAUGAACGCGACUCAAACAGUAGACUCGGAAUAAUCAUGUCUGCUCAACCAAUUCCUACCCUCUACAUCAACAAUCUCAAUGAUAAAAUCAACAAGGAUGAAAUGCGUACUCAACUAUAUGCCCUUUUCACCACAUUCGGCAAGGUUAUUGAUGUCAUCGCGUCAAAAGGUCCAAAGAUGAGGGGUCAGGCAUUCCUCGUCUUCACAGAUUUAGCAUCCGCGACUACCGCUAUGAGAGCCUGCGAGGGUAUGGUGUUUUAUGACAAGCCAAUGCGCAUCACCUACGCGAAAUCGAAAUCAUACGCUACUUCGCGAAGGGAAGAUCCCAACUUUGUCCCUCCAACAUCUGUUCAUGCAAACCAGGAUCUCGCUAUGCUUGCAAAAGUUACUGUUUCGACAACUGAUAAGCGCCGGCGCGAUGGGGAUAUGGCAGAUGGACAACCAAAGCCCAAACGUGAAAAGUCAGAGGACGAUAGUGAUGGUGAAGAAAUGGAGAUUGAUGAAGAUGAGGAACCCGCUCCACAACUAAAACCUCUAGCCACCAUUCCGCCGCCUACACAACAUCCAUCCGCAAGAUUGUUUUGCACGAAUCUCCCUCAAGAGGUCACAGACGAUGUACUCUCUGUGCUAUUCCAACAGCGAGUACUCAUUCCUUUUAUAUCCAAGUCAUUCACGAAUGCUGCAAACAGGUACAAGGGUUUUCAAUCAACACACGUCGCUCAAUCACCAACUCCAAAUGCCGCUGGUGCGAGCGUAAAGAUGGCUCAAGUUUUCUUCGACUCCCCCGAACUUGCAUCGACCGCAAAAGACGCCCUAGAUGGCUUCACACUAAAAAGGGGCUGGAACAUGUCUGUAGCCUAUAUUUAA